Molecule: messenger RNA, 2375 nt
Organism: Maniola jurtina (meadow brown)
Lineage: Eukaryota; Metazoa; Arthropoda; Insecta; Lepidoptera; Nymphalidae
Gene: Ent3
Product: equilibrative nucleoside transporter 4
Exons: 10
Coding region: 559-2220 (553 amino acids)
Biological process (GO): nucleoside transmembrane transport
Cellular component (GO): plasma membrane
Molecular function (GO): nucleoside transmembrane transporter activity; monoamine transmembrane transporter activity
Source: RefSeq, a predicted model, not a curated record
CACACGCAUGCGUCAACAGUUCUUAGGCAACUUACACCAUUUCUGUCAACUUACGCCGGCCGUAUAUUGUUGAUAUGAGAAUAAAGAUAACAUAAAAAUAAAACAAAACUGAACCGAUAAACGAUUAACAUUAGAUUUACAAUAAUGCUGUCCGCUAGUGAAAACUUUCAGUUAAUGUGACACAGUUCUUAUUACAAAGUAGAUAUAUAAAUAUAGUAAAAUUGGAAAUGUGAGAAAAGUGUUUGCCAAUAUUUUAUCCCCGAUACCUUCUGUCAAUAUUUUAAUAGGUAUUAGGGGUAUUGAUAAUUGAAGAUUGUAGGUAUACUUAAAUGUUUAAACAUAAAAAAAAAUGAAAACGUGUAACUAGCAAAUAUUUUCGGUAUAAUCUUAGCUCUGGUUUGAAAAAAAACUUAAAAACAGAAUUCUAAUUGAAUUUAUUCACCGUCUUUAUUGGACCAAAUAUUAUUUUAACGGUAGGAAAAUUGGAAAUUGAUGGAUGAUGAUUUAUAAAAUGGAGCGAGAGAGAAGAAAGUGAAAUACUUGAACAUUUUGAAGAGGAUGAAUGAAACUUUAGGACGCGGGUACGCCCGCAUCGAAGCGAUUCGAGCCGCACGAGGCGAAGCCCUAACGAUGCCGGAACCUGGAGCGCCGCCCCCAGACCGAUCUAACUCUGUCUACUUGACUUUAUUUGUAGCUGGUGCUGCGUUCUUACUACCGUUUAACAGUUUCAUAAUGGCGGUGGAUUACUUCCAGCAUCACUACCCCAAGACAACGAUAAUGUUCGACAUGUCGACCGUGUACAUCGUGUCCGCUUGCGUGGCUGUCAUCACCAAUAACAUCCUGCUUGACCUCUUCACUUAUAACACCAGGAUCACUUUUGGUAUAUUGCUGUCCCUCGCGACGAUGCUUUUUGUUGCGAUCUGCAACAUCGGUUGGGACGGUUUCUCGCUGAGCGUGUCUUACACCAUCAACCUGGUUGCCAUAGGAGUGGUGGCUUUUGGGUGUACAAUCCAACAAGCUUCGUAUUACGGUUUCACCGGCUGUCUGCCACCUCGGUACACGCAGGCUGUGAUGGCGGGGGAAAGCGCAGCUGGAUUCUGGGUCUCAUUAGAUAGAAUCGUCACCAAGUAUGGAUUUGAUCAACCCAAACGCAGCACACUAAUGUUCUUCGUGUUUUCAAUUCUGAUCCUACUCGGUCACUCUAUGUUGCACCAUGUCAUGAUGCGACAUCCACUUGUGCAAUAUUACCUGCGCCUGACGAACGAAUCGCGGCAUAGACGUCGUAUACAACUUCAUCUGAACCCCACUGAAGAUGCCACUUUGAUGGAAAGCGAAGCUGGUGAACCUAGUUACGGAGUGCUGAAGCUGCAAAGCCCGGCACCUUCAACUGGAGUUGCCGAAGCUGAAAAUACGUUCAGUUUUUCGAACCCUGUAUACUCGCCCACGGCCACAGCGCCUGUGCCGCUCGUAUCACCCCCGCAGAGUGUGUCGGAACAAUCGGGCUCACCGUCAGCCACCCUCCGGACUCCGAGGCCUUCGUAUAAAGUUGAAGAUGUAGUCUUCGAAUCACCCGAGAGGCCUACUUCAUGGCGAAACUUCAAACGUGGUGUUUUAGCUCGUUGGGCCGUAGCUCGGGCCAUCUAUCCGUACAUGGUGUCUAUUGGUCUAGUAUACUUCACGACUCUGAGUCUAUACCCCGGUAUCGCAUCAGAAGUCCCUUCAUGUCGACUUGGGUCUUGGAUGCCGAUAGUACUGAUGUCCGCAUUCAACUUCUUCGAUUUUAUUGGAAAGAUAGCAGCAGCGUGGCCGUACGAAUGGAGUCGCAGUCAGUUAUUGAUGGCCAGUGGUGUGCGCCUUCUAUUGGUCCCUCUUAUGUUAUUAUGUGCGGCCCCUCGACAUUCGCCACACAUCGUUGGAGACGUUUAUCCAAUAAUGUUUUCCGUUGUAUUAGGCUUCACAAAUGGUCUAUUUGGAUCUGUGCCCAUGAUAAUGGCACCAUCGCGUGUUGGAAGGGAGCAUAGAGAAAUUGCAGGUAACAUGAUGACUCUGUCCUACAACGGCGGUCUACUGUCAGGGUCUUUAGUAUCCUACUUACUAUUGAGUAUGCUAGGUGAGCCGGCAGACAUGUGCCGCAUAUACCCAACCCCCGUUUUACCCACCAUACCACCUGUACCAGCUACCAAUGGGAACGCCACUCUUGUACUCGCUGCUAUACAUUAAAAACAUAAUAUUUGACACCCACCACGUAUGUAGGUACUUAGUUAAAACUAAAGCACUGUGAUCAUCCUCAACCUCACUUCAAGAAGCCCUCGGUAACCUGGGCGGUCUAUACUCGGCUUCUGGAGCGAGCUUGGAUGGCUGGAGUGAAGACUUCG